AUGGACUAUAGUUUUAGGGAGUUAAAGACAUGGAUAACUAGAUUUUAUCAGACUCCUAAUGCUUCUUUCUAUGAUUUAGUUGUGGCCAGAAUGAGAAUGAAAAAGAAGAGACACAACAGCUGCAUGGCGAUUGCCUCAGAAUCGGAUGAUGAAUUCUUAUACGAGGAAAAGAAAGUUAAGAUGUACGAAACAAGAAGCAAAGUAGUCAGUGUCACCAUUUCUUUCUUCAUGUGCUCAGAAGUGGAUAUGGAUGAACUCACCAUACCCCCUGAUGAGAUUCUGGAAAAGUCAUCUGAUACUGAUGAACAGCUUACUACCAGCGAGCUUCCAUUUCUUCCUAUUAACAAUGAUGAUAGCAAUGAUUUGGAGGGCCCAGUACUAAAAGAAGGCAAUUUAUAUGAUGAGGGCCAAAGCACCUCAAAUGAUAGAGAGCUGGGUGAAUUUGCUGUCUCCCAACACAAUUCAUCCAAUGAUAUUGGUGAGCAGAAUCUUGGUGAAAAUCUCUGCCAAUCACCAAAUGCUGCUGAGCCUAAACUAAAAAUUGUGAAUGGAAAGUUGUCAACUGAUGAAGAGCUGGAACCUGAGGUGGAACAACCAAAGAAAAAGAAAAAGAAAACAAAAAAUCUCUCUAUGACACCUGCUCCUGCAGGACGAAAAAGACACGGGCCUUCCAAGAGGAAACCCAGUUCCACAAAAUUUGAGAAAUGCAAGACUGGUAAUUCUGUGUGCAAAAUACCUGGAUGUUUCUUGCUUGACCUUGAGAAAUCAAAACAGUAUUCUGGAAAGAAUUUCAAGCAAAAUAAGGAUGAGCUGGUUCAGAAAAUCUACAAGCUCUUUAACAGCUCCGUCUUUGAUAAAAAGCUGCCAGAGAAAAUAGAUAUUCGCUGGAAUAAAAAGAUGCUUAGAACUGCUGGCUUAUGCACAACUGGUGAGACAAAUAACCCGAAGAAGGAGCGCUACGCCAAGAUUGAGAUUGCUCUAAAAGUCUGUGACUCUGCAGAUCGACUCCGGGAUACUUUGAUCCAUGAAAUAUGCCAUGCAGCUUCCUGGCUACUCGAUGGUGUCCGAGAUUCUCAUGGUGACACAUGGAAGUAUUAUGCCAACAAAUCCAAUAUGGUACACCCAGAACUGCCCAAGGUCACCCGCUGCCAUAACUAUAAGAUUAACUACAGGAUUCAUUAUGAAUGUACUCAGUGCAAAUCCAGAGUUGGCCGCUACACCAGAUCAUUGAACACUGAACACUUUAUUUGUGGUAGAUGCAGAGGCUCUCUGGUUGUGCUGCCAUUAACUCGCAAAGAUGGAGCUCCCAUUAAGCCUCAUGUAAGACCAUUUGCCAAAUAUGUGCAAGAGAAUUACAGAAUAGUUAAACAGGAGAUGGCAGGGAAGGGCCAUGGUGAUGUGAUGAAAAAGCUCAGCAAGGAUUAUGUUGCAAGUAAACAAAACCAAGGUCGCUGA
Orycteropus afer afer is the source of this 1455-nucleotide messenger RNA. RefSeq names its product germ cell nuclear acidic peptidase (gene GCNA). Bases 1 to 1455 code for a protein of 484 amino acids. Gene Ontology annotation, cellular component: nucleus. The record is from RefSeq and is a predicted model, not a curated record. The transcript has 9 exons. NCBI's taxonomy places the organism in Eukaryota, Metazoa, Chordata, Mammalia, Tubulidentata, Orycteropodidae.